Messenger RNA from Vicia villosa (hairy vetch), 1671 nucleotides. Its product is annotated as UDP-glycosyltransferase 83A1-like. NCBI's taxonomy places the organism in Eukaryota, Viridiplantae, Streptophyta, Magnoliopsida, Fabales, Fabaceae. Gene Ontology annotation, molecular function: UDP-glycosyltransferase activity. Bases 125 to 1459 code for a protein of 444 amino acids. The record is from RefSeq and is a predicted model, not a curated record. The transcript is spliced from 2 exons.
AUAUUACAAUAUACUUUUCUUACCUUACCAUGGAACAUUAAUAUUUUUAUCCUUACUAUAUAAUAGUAUAUAUUUUCCUAGCCAACAAUCACUCCAUCUUCACUGAAAAUCAACUUUCAAUCUGAUGGGAAUUCCUCACUUUCUAGCAAUUCCAUACCCAAUCCCAGGUCACAUAAAUCCCCUAAUGCAAUUCUCUCAUCUUUUAUCCAAACAUGGCUGCAAGAUCACUUUCCUCAACACAGACUACAUCCACAAAAGAAUCAACAAAAACAACCUCAAAAAUGAACCAACAACAACAAUAAACUUUGUCACACUUCCAGAUGGUUUGGAGCCUGAAGAUGAUAGAAGUAACCAUAAGAAAGUUAUAUUCUCAAUCAAAAGAAACAUGCCUUUGAUGCUUCCAAAGCUCAUUGAAGAAGUGAAUGAUUUGGAUGAUGAGAAUAAGGUGUCUUGUAUUGUUGUUACUUUUAAUAUGGGUUGGGCUUUGGAAGUUGGAGUCAAAUUGGGAAUUAAAGGUGCUCUUCUUUGGACUGCUUCUGCUACUUCUCUGGCUUGUUGUUAUAGAAUUCCUCAAUUAAUUGAUGAUGGAAUUAUUGAUUCUGAAGGAUUUCCAACAAAAACACAAGAAAUUCAACUCUCUCCAAAUAUGCCUAAGAUGGAAACUACAAACUUUCCAUGGAAAGCCCAUGACAAAAUCUUAUUUGAUCAUAUUUCACAAGAGAUGCUAGCCAUAGAUUUAGGACAUUGGUGGAUUUGCAACACAACUUUUAAUUUAGAGCAUGCAACAUUUUCUAUCUCACCAAAGAUUCUAUCAAUUGGUCCAUUAAUGUCACAUGAAAAUGAAAGUAACAAAAGUUCAUUCUGGCAAGAAGACACAACUUGUUUAGAUUGGCUAGAUCAACAUCCACCUCGAUCCGUCGUAUAUGUUUCCUUCGGUAGUUUGGCAAUUAUGGACCAAAACCAAUUUAACGAACUAGCUUUAGGACUUGACCUCGUGAACAAGCCUUUUCUUUGGGUUGUUCGUCCGAGUAAUGACAACAAGAUAAAGUAUGCAUAUCCGAAUGAAUUUGUUGGAAAUAAAGGGAAGAUUGUUGGUUGGGCACCGCAGAAGAAGAUAUUGAACCAUCCGUCUAUAGCGUGUUUCGUUAGUCAUUGUGGCUGGAAUUCUACUAUAGAAGGCGUUUAUUGUGGUGUGCCUUUCUUGUGUUGGUCAUUUUACGGGGAUCAAUUUGUUAACAAGUCAUAUGUUUGUGAUGUGUGGAAAGUUGGACUUGAACUAAACAAAGAUGAAAAUGGGUUAGUAUUAAGGGAAGAGAUAAAGAAAAAAGUUGAACAGUUGCUUGGAGAUCAAGGGAUACAAGAAAGAUCCUUGAAGCUUAAGGAAUUGACAUUGGAUAACAUAGUAGAAGAAGGUCAUUCUUCAAAGAAUCUCCAAAACUUCAUCAAUUGGGCUAAGUAAUAAUAAUUCAGUAAUUGUUUGGGUAUUGUUAUAACAUUGGAUUUUUGUCUAUGUUUUACUUUAUUUCUAUUUUUAGCAUACAUUAGAAGGCACUCAUCAUAAUGGACCAAAAGUUUAACUUCACUAAGCUAAUGCACGCAUCAUGAAAUAUGAAAAACUACGCAGGCAGAAUAUCUACAAAGAAAUUCUACACUAUCUUUCGAAUGACAUGA